Messenger RNA from Perca fluviatilis (European perch), 2871 nucleotides. RefSeq names its product galactose-3-O-sulfotransferase 2 (gene gal3st2). The transcript is spliced from 4 exons. Gene Ontology annotation, biological process: glycolipid biosynthetic process. Bases 94 to 1905 code for a protein of 603 amino acids. Gene Ontology annotation, molecular function: galactosylceramide sulfotransferase activity. The record is from RefSeq and is a predicted model, not a curated record. Gene Ontology annotation, cellular component: membrane. Lineage: Eukaryota; Metazoa; Chordata; Actinopteri; Perciformes; Percidae.
CACACAGAGGAGAGAGAAGACUGCAGACAGGAAGGAUCACGGAGACCGUCGCAGUGGGACUUUGUCGGGGUUUUUUGUUGGGGUUUCUGAGAGAUGCUGUCCCCACCGAGGAGAUGGAUCAGAGACCAAUGUCCGAGCGCUGUAACCUCGUGUGUGAGGAGAGGGGUGUGCAGCAGGCGUCACUCUCUGUGGAUACUGCUAAUCCUGCUCGUGGUCUGUAUUGCCAUUCAGAUGUUUGUCGCCCGCCAGGCCAGGAAUGACAAGCUGACAGGACUCCCACAUCUGAGAUUGACUGUCAACAAACCGCACCUGUUUUCUACUGCACAAAAUGAAUGGGAAAUCGUUCAUUCUGAGUCUUCACAGGCAGUAAAGACAGACCUGAGGUCACUACAGAUUGACAGAACUGCAGCUCGUCAUCAUCAAAAUGAGGGAUAUCAAAAGCAAUCGGUUUAUAUUCAGUCAAGACCUGUGGAUAACCUUGCUACAGGCUCUCAGAUGGAGGCAAGAAAAGUUUCACCUGUGACGAUGCUUCUACCUAAACUUGUAACAAGCCUUGGACUUCCAGGUUCUUUGGCCCUAGACAGUAGUAGAAAAGGUUUAACUGCAGACACUCCCACCCCAAGUUUUUUAAAGGCUCACAUCAACAGUGUUCAUACGACAUCAACCUGCCACCCAAAGUCUCACAUUCUUUUUCUCAAGACACACAAAACAGCAAGCAGUACCAUCUUAAAUAUUCUUUAUCGCUAUGGUGAAAGCAGGAACUUGACCUUUGCCCUACCUCUGAACAAACACAGCCAGUUGUUUUACCCAUUCUUCUUUGCUUCACAUUUUGUGGAAGGUUUCAACAGCCGAAGUGUAAGGGAGUUCCACAUCAUGUGCAACCACAUGAGGUUUACAAAAUCUGAGGUGGCAAAAGUGAUGCCUGAGGAUACCUUCUACUUUUCCAUCUUGAGGCAUCCUGUGGCCAUGAUGGAGUCCAUCUUUAUCUACUACAAGAGCAUCCCAGCCUUCCACAAGACUCACAGCCUGGACAGCUUUUUAGACAGCAGCUGGAGAAACUACAACUCAUCUGUGAAAAACAACCACUACGCUCAUAAUAUCCUGGCUUUUGACUUUGGCUUUGACAACAAUGUUGCAGCUGAUACUGAAGACCUGGAGGAGAGAGCCAGCAUGGCUAUUGCAGCUAUUGAGAGGGACUUCCACCUUAUUCUUAUUUCUGAAUAUUUUGAUGAGUCCAUGAUCUUGCUCAAGCAUGCCCUCUGCUGGUCCCUGGAAGACGUGGUUUCCUUUAAGCUCAACGGUCGCAGUGAACAAACUCGUCACCCACUUUUACCAAACACUGCAGAAAAAAUCAAGAGGUGGAAUGCUUUGGACUGGAGGAUCUACCUGCACUUUAACACCACCUUCUGGCACAAGAUGGAUAGUCUUGUUGGGCAAGAGCAGAUGAAGAGGGAAGUAUCUCAGUUGAGAGAGCUACAGGCCAAGCUAGCAAACAGCUGCCUGAAAGAUGGCGGGGCAGUUGACCCAUCCCAGAUUAAAGAUGCCGGACUAAAGCCAUUCCAGUAUGGAGCAGCUGUAAUUCAGGGCUAUAACCUAAACCCACACAUAGACAGACAAACCAAAAUAAAAUGUCAAAGACUUAUAACUCCAGAACUGCAGUACACAGACCGUCUAUACACCCAGCAGUUCCCAGAGCUAGCUGCUAAGCAUAGACAAGAAACAAGGAUGGUUGCUCCGCAACGUCAACGCUCAGACAGAACUGGUAUGAUGGGAAUGGCCUGGGCCAGGGAAGCCCAUCACAGACAAAUUAUAAGAAGCAAAUUCUCAAAUCUAAGGAACCAAAAGGCCUCCACAAGUGCCAUGUUAACACACACAGAAGAUAACAACAAAACAAGUAUGCUAUGACUGGUAACUGUGACUAAUAGUCACGGGACAAUGUUUUGUUUGUACUGUGAUGUAUGGAAGCAGCUCUUCCGUCUAAUAUUUACUUUCUAUAAUUACACUGCCAUUGCAGUAUCCAUUAUAACCCACAUUAUGAAAGUGUUGAUAUAAAACAAAGAACAUAUGGUUUGGCUGUUAUCCUUGCUAAUAGUGAAGAUAAAAAUUUAGAGGUUUUCUUAAGGUGGGGGUAAAGGAACUGUCAUAGUGUUAUAAAUGGGGGUUCAUCCUGUCAAUAACAUGAAUGUAUGUUUUGUGGUAAUCAGCCAAUUAUAUUUCUUUUGUAUAAAGUGGAAAAUUUGGCCUGAUGGUGGCACCAAACAAAAAUUCAGACUUGCACCAAAUGAACAUGGUUCAUCUUUUGAUUGGAGAUGCACGGAUCCAUUUUUCUCAGUUCCGGUUAUGAUACCUGAAUCAUACAAUCUUGCAUAAAAUUUAAAUGUAUUCCAAAGGAAUUGAACUGUAUGAGUACACAUUGCUAUGGCAAUGUUUUUAAAAAACUUAAACAAAUCAAGUGCACAGCUAUGUUAAUGGUCUUGGCGGGAAUUGUUGGCUCUUUGUUAAUUAUAAAGUGUGGUCUAGACCUACUCUAUCUGUAAAGUGUUCUGAGAUAACUUCUGUUAUAAUUUGACAUAAAUAAAAUUGAAUUUCAAGUAGAUUUCUUUAAAUUAGUUCAUAAUUAAUAAGAACAUUUCAAGAAAUGUGUAGGGAAAUAAAUAUCUACACUAUCAGAAAACCCUAUUAAAGAAGUUAAAAACCAAUGUGUGUGGCUGCUUCUUAAACCUGCUUUGGUACAUGGUGUUUCAGCCAUAGACUGUAUAAUAUGAAUGGACAGAGCAUGUGUGACGUCACACAUUGGUUUGUGGAGAUCUGCUAUGAGUCGUCGAGUUUGCCGUUACGCGCAGCCAUCCAAGUUGUGUAUGUGACGAUUUU